Molecule: messenger RNA, 2340 nt
Organism: Porites evermanni
Lineage: Eukaryota; Metazoa; Cnidaria; Anthozoa; Scleractinia; Poritidae
Source: the annotation of a GenBank genome assembly
AUGAUGACACAUGAAUCUGUCAACUUGAGGUUUGAUGCGCCUUUCUUUAUAGAUCGAAUAGUAGAGGUCUGGAGCCUUCUUUUGAAUGCCAGAGCGAGAGGCAACGUAAAGGACGAAAUGGACAGAUCUCUGUUGCAUUUGCUAAUGACAUUCUUGGAGACCGGAAUUAUUCCCCCUCCUAUAUGCCGUGAGUUGAUUUGCACUGGCCUAACGCUCUUGCAGGAUGGGGGUCUUGAAGUCAACGCCAGAGAUGCCGAAGGGAACACCCCGUUACACUGCUGGGCAAACCUAUCAAAUGAAAUAAAUAGUGAUGACUUGAUUCAAAUCGGAAAUAAACUAGUUCUUCAUGGUGGCGCUGUUAAUGCAAGAAAUGACAAAGGCGAAACUCCACUUCAUUUUUCAAAGAGUUGGGAGCAAGUGGAUUUCUUCAUCCAGAAAGGUGCAGAGGCGGACGCACAAGAUCUUUAUGGAAACAAUCCUUUUCUCAACUUCAUUGAGAGAGGUUCAUUAAUUACACAUCAUGUCGAGGAAGACCGAUGGAGAAGAUGUCUUGCAUCCGGAAUGAAUCCUUUUAGUACAAACUAUGACGGCAGGUGCUUUUUUGAUGUUUUGUUAGAAAAACAGUUUUUCAAGAGCGCACUGAAUCUAUUGAAGGUGAUAUUCGAAAGCGACGUAAAUGAACAUUUAAGAAAAACUGCCCGGGAUCAUCGAAAUCGGAGUGGAAACUCGUUACUUCACAUUGCUUGUGUUGUAGAGAACACAAAUGCUUCACUGAUCUGUGAUUAUUUGCUGCGAAAUGGAUGGAUCGCUAACUUAAAAAACACGUACGACCAAACACCGUUGCUUUUGGCAUGCAAAAAUGUGAAAAGCCUUAAUUCUGUGCUUUCAAAAAACAUCCUUUUACUCCGACGGUACCAUGCUGACAAAAGCAUUCCAGAUUGUCAGGGAAGCACAUGUGAAGCUUUGCUCCGCCGGGAUCUCUGCGUCCUGUUAUAUCAAGAAGUUACGAGAGUUAGCCUUUCCAACCAGUUAAAAUGGAUUCAGCAAUCUGUCAACCAUCACUGUGCGCUAGCAGAAGUUGCACUUGGUUCAAAAGCUCGAAAAGUCGAUAACUUCUACCACCACGAGAAUUGCAUAGGAGCAGGCUCUUUUGGAUUGGUAUUUCCCGGUCUGAAUGAAAAAGAUGGCAGAGAGGUAGCCAUAAAACGACUAGAAAAGGCAAGACUGGAGCAAAGAGGAACCGUGCUUGAAAGAGAGAUUAAAUGCUUGCAGGAACUCUCUGAUUGCUCUUUUGUACUCAAUUACAUCUCAUGUGCCAGCGAUGAAAAUUUUCAGUACCUAGUAGUUGAGCUCAUGGAGGGCUCUUUGGAUGAUUACCUCCCAAAUAAUGAAGUAUGCGAAGAGGCUUUCACGAUUUGUUUGAACAUUGGUAAUGGUUUAGAGUUUCUACACAAUAGAAAUGUUCUUCACAGGGAUCUAAAACCUCAAAACAUUUUGUACAAAACGCAGCCAGAGUUUGUUGUUAAAAUAAGCGAUUUUGGAAUCAGUAAAAUAUUGCACGGCGUACAAAGUGGUGCUCUAAGUGAGACGGUCUUGAAUUCAAGGGUAGGUACAAGAUGCUGGAUGGCUCCUGAACUCCUAACCAAGAAGUCAAAAGAUCACAGCGAAGCAUCAGACAUUUUCAGCUGUGGUCUCAUUUUUCAUUAUGUCCUUGCGAUGAAGAAACAUCCUUUUGGAUCGUAUUCUGAUGAAUCAUUGGCAGAAAUCAAUCCUCAAGAAACUGAAAGAAACAUAACCAGUAAUCAACAAAGUUUCUGUGAAUCUCUCGCACCGGAGGCUAACAAUCUUCUAACGCACAUGCUUCUGCCUAAACCAAAACGACGGCCGUCUGCCUCUUCCCUGCAGAAUUUUCCUUUCUUCUGGGAUAAUCGUAAGAAAGUCGAAUUUCUCACGAUUGUUGGAAAUCAGAAGGAAUUCGAGGAACCCAGAGCAAUUCUGUCUCGCCCUUUAUCCGUGGUGGAACAGAACUUAGAAAAACUUUACCUAGAGUGCUUAGAAGGAGCCUCUGAAGAUUGGGAGACUGCCAUACAGGAUGUUUAUGACGAAGUGACAGGAAUGUAUAAAUAUCGAAACUACAAAACCAUAUCGGCUGUUGAACUUGUUAGGUUUAUCAGAAAUUCUUAUAUCCAUUCACAUGAUCUUUCUCCUGAAGUCAAGGAUCUCUUGUGGGAAGAUUUUGUUUUUCUCAAGCGCUUUCCUUUCUUGGUGACAGUAGUUUAUAGAGCAGUUAAAGCGUGUAGUAGCUGGAGAGCGAGAAAUCAAUUGAAAAACUUUUUCUAA